Messenger RNA from Batrachochytrium dendrobatidis JAM81, 498 nucleotides. RefSeq lists its product as uncharacterized. Gene Ontology annotation, biological process: autophagosome assembly; cellular response to nitrogen starvation; autophagy of mitochondrion. Gene Ontology annotation, cellular component: cytoplasm; Atg12-Atg5-Atg16 complex; phagophore assembly site membrane. The record is from RefSeq and is a predicted model, not a curated record. Gene Ontology annotation, molecular function: Atg8-family ligase activity. NCBI's taxonomy places the organism in Eukaryota, Fungi, Chytridiomycota, Chytridiomycetes, Rhizophydiales. The transcript has 3 exons. Bases 1 to 498 code for a protein of 165 amino acids.
AUGCAUUAUACCGAUUUUCCAUCCGAUUCGCUUAUCACUAUGGACGAAGAGGGAUGUGGACCAAAUACACUUCGAGAUCAUUUUAUGGGAAUGAUCAAACAGGCAGACUAUAUGCGCAAUGGAUCAAUUUCUCGUGUGAUGACAUUGAGUACCCAAGAUCAAACACAACUCUGGGAUAGUAUUGGUGUUGGUCACCAUGAUUUGUUUUGGCAGGUUAAUUCGGGACUUGUGUCGGAUACUUUGCCAAAACAUAUCCCAGUGCGGAUAUACAUGCUUUCAAAUGCCAUAUCGGGGAUACGAGCAUUCACUGUAUUGCAAGAUUUGUAUUCACCGUAUUUACCAGAUGGACAGACAGAAAUGACAGCAGGAGAUAUGGGAUUGAUGGGAACAUUGAUACUGCAUGGUGUGGUUGUACCACCAGAUAUGGGUUUACUAUGGUUGUCUAGACACGCAUCAUAUUCCGACGGAUUUUUGCAUUUUGUGUUCUAUACCGACUGA